AUGUAUAGUAAUACUGAUAAUAAUGGAUCAUUAAUAAGCGGCGGCGGCGGCGGUAGUAGCAGUAGCAGUAGCAGUAAUAAUAAUCAUAAUAUAAUUGACAUACCGGAAGGUGCAGCUAUAAUUGGUUUUAUUGCUACCAUUUUAAUAUGUAUAAUUGGCAUUAUCGGUAAUCUAAUAACAAUAAUAGCAUUGAUUAAACAACAAAUCAAUCAUCAAAAUAGCCAUCAUUCAUCAACAACAACGAUAUUUGUUAUAAAUUUAGCCAUUGCUGAUUUAUUAUUCUGUUCAUUAGUGAUGCCAUUACAAUCUGGACGUUAUCUGACAAGAUCAUGGCCAUUUGGACAAUUAUUAUGUCGUUUAUAUCCAUUAUUCUAUUAUGGUACAGUGGCCACAUCAUUGAUGAUGAUUACAGCUAUUACAAUUAAUCGCUUCAUAUUAAUUGCAUUCAAUCGACAUUAUUCACGAAUAUAUAAUCGAAAAAAUGUAAUCAUUAUGAUCAUAUUCUGUUGGUUAUUCUCAUAUACAUUGGUAUCGAUUCCUGUACUAAAAUUAUAUGGCCAAACUGGUUAUCAAUCGAAUACAUUUUCUUGUACAAUAUUACGUGAUCAACGUGAACGAUCGCCGAAAAAAUUUCUAUUCAUAUUAGGUUUUUUCUUACCAAUGACCACCAUUGUUUUCUGUUAUGGAAUGAUAUUGUUUCAUAUAAAACGACAACAACAUAAACGACAAACAAAAACGACACAAAACAACGGUACAAUAAUGAUUAAUAAUAAUAAUACAACGAAUCGUGAUCUUCGACUUACAUUAUUGAUUUGUGUUGUAUUCGGUGCAUUUCUUGCCUGUUUUCUACCAUUAUUUAUUGGCAAUGUAUUCAUUCCAGAUGAUCGAUAUCCAUAUUUUCAUGUAUUUGCAUCGAUAUUUGCGUGGAUGAAUUCCUGUAUUAAUCCAUUCAUUUAUUUUGUCAUGAAUCAACGUUAUCGUCAAGCAUAUAAAAAAUUAUUUUUUGGAAAUUUUUUCUUUAAAAAUCAUCAUCAUCAUCAUCAUCAUAUGCUUUAA
Molecule: messenger RNA, 1056 nt
Organism: Dermatophagoides farinae (American house dust mite)
Lineage: Eukaryota; Metazoa; Arthropoda; Arachnida; Sarcoptiformes; Pyroglyphidae
Source: RefSeq, a predicted model, not a curated record